CUCUUGCCCUCCCUCUGUGUCUGUGAUGCCGGGCUGUGGGUGAGUGUAUGCCUGUGACCAGACUGAAGCUGGGGAAGCUAAAGGUGGUGCGGCGGCAGCUGCUGCAGAGGUAUGAACACCAGCCGUUUGUCUCCUGCCUGGCCGGCCUCUAUGGGUGCCAAUGGAGACGAUACCAGAGAGCUCGGGCCCAGCCUGGAGAGUGCUGCUGCAGCAAGGUGGAGUGUGGCAGUUUUGGCCUCCUGAUCCUCACCUUCUUUCUGAGUUUUUUAUUCCUCUAUUUCUGGAGUGAAGCUCAGAACGACUACAUCGACUUUGACUGGUUUAACUUUGGGACCCUGGGCUUCUGGUUCCCCUGGUCUCUGGUGCUGCUGGUCGUCGCUGCUGCUCUCUUCACAUACAUCGCCCUACUGUUGGUGCUGGCAGUGUGUCUGCUCUCUGAGGGACAGAGGCUGUACCUUCACUGGAGUCACAAGACUGGCAUCGUGGUGGCGUUGGCCUUCUCUGUCACCGCCACCGCCAUCUUGUCUGACCUCUGGAGCAAAGAAUGGAAGACUCUCCUCCUCUCGCUGCAGGUGACGGCGCCUUUCCUCCACGUGGCCGCGGUCUCACUAAUGGCGAUUCUCUCCUGGCCAAUAGCGUUGCACUCCUUCCGCAUGAACAAGAGAAUGCGCCAGGUGGCUGUCCUGGGUCUCUACCUGUCGGUGCUCUUCUCCCUCUACCUGGUGCCUCUGGGAAUGUACUCGCCCUGCAUUAAAGAGGCAGGAACGCUGGGACCCGCCCCAAAACUCAUCGGACACAGAGGAGCUCCGAUGCUUGCUCCAGAGAAUACUUUGAUGUCGUUUGAGAAGGCAGUGGAAGCUGGAGGAGAAGGACUGGAGACUGACGUCGCCAUCAGUUAUGAUGGUGUUCCCUUCCUGAUGCACGACUCCACUCUGAGCAGAACCACCAAUGUUGCCGAGGUUUUCCCAAAUCGAACCCACGUCGACGCCUCCAUGUUCACCUGGGCCGAGCUGCAGCAGCUGAAUGCUGGCGCCUGGUUCUUAUCGAGGGAUCCCUUUGGGACUGUGUGGUCCCUGUCUGAAGCGGACUGCUCCCGGGCCCAGAACCAGUCUGUUCCCUCACUGGCCCAGUUUCUGGAGUUGGCGGCCUGUAGCGAUAAACUAGUGCUGUUUGACCUGCACAGGCCAUCGUACGGUCAUCCCUGCUACCAGUCAUAUAUCAACACCACUCUGCAGGUGGUGCAGGCCCACAUCAACUCCUCACAGGUGCUGUGGCUGCCAUCUGAGGACAGGGAACUAGUCCAGGCUGUGGACCCAGAGCUGCAGCAGACCUCUGGAGAAAAGGCGUCUAUUCAGGAUCUGAGAGACGGCCACAUCACCAGACUGAACCUGCACUACAGCACCAUGUCACAACAACAGUUCAGUAAGUACCAGUCGGUGAACAUCAGCACCAACCUGUACGUGAUCAGCCAGCCGUGGCUCUACACUCUGGCCUGGUGUGCCGGAGCUCAGUCCGUGACCACCAACUCGGUCCACAUCCUGUCCAACAUCAACAAGCCGCUCUUCCUCAUGACUCCAGAGCAAUAUAGUUUAAUGUGGAUUCUGACUGAUGCUGUGUCGGCCUUCCUCAUCAUUGCAGUUUUCAUAUUUCACUGGUGGAGAGAGAGAGGCCUGCCCUUCUGGUCCGGCAGCCGUCAGACUCAUGAGAACGGACCAUACAGCAAGUUCCGGACGGACUCCUCCGAGGUCAUCUGUGUUCGCUGGAGCCCCCUCCACUCCGACCCCCCUGCCGGAGCCCUCAACAUCUCCCUCCCCUUGGUCUUCAACCCAUGACACCCUGCAUGACACCCUGCAUGACACCCUGCAUGUCAGCCCUGCCGGAGACCUUGUAUGAACCCUGAACCCCGUGUGACCUGUGCUCCCAUGUGUCCUGUAGAAAACUAGCUUGAGCCCUGGAUGAAGCCCAGAGAGAGAGAUUUGUGUGUGAUUUAACCGGCUGGAGGGAUCGAGUCCUUCAUAUAAUCCUGACUACAGUUCAUGUGUCCGGGCCUCAUGCAUCAUCUCUACAUUUAUGCUUGGCUGAAACACAGAAACGUGUUAUCAUUAAUGAGACUUUCAAUACUCAUGUCACCUGUACGUACCCAGACCCUCAUAUUUGUUUCUCGUGCCCCUCCUCCAGAAUUGCCUCUGUAUUACCCACAAUGCCACUUGUUUUGACCUUUGCCCCUCCUUUCCCGCUUUUGCAGAGCUGAGUGACGUGUGGUCCAUC
This is a messenger RNA of Cyclopterus lumpus (lumpfish), 2268 nucleotides long. It is a transcript of the gene gdpd4a, whose product is annotated as glycerophosphodiester phosphodiesterase domain containing 4a. NCBI's taxonomy places the organism in Eukaryota, Metazoa, Chordata, Actinopteri, Perciformes, Cyclopteridae. Gene Ontology annotation, cellular component: membrane. The record is from RefSeq and is a predicted model, not a curated record. Gene Ontology annotation, molecular function: glycerophosphodiester phosphodiesterase activity. The transcript has 16 exons. Gene Ontology annotation, biological process: lipid metabolic process. The coding region runs from base 48 to 1832 and encodes 594 amino acids.